UAAUGUGUAAAUGUUAGGGUGUAUCCCACAGGCUUGAGUGUUUGUUGUUGUUUUUGCUAUUCUAGAGAAGAUUGGCUUUGAGAGUUCUUUAUAUUUGAGAUUUUAUUUGGAUUUAUUUUGCUGUCUAGUCAUUAACAGAAACAGCUAGAGGGAAUAAAGGCAAUUUCAUGUACCUUUUUAAGUUUUCUUCACAGGAAGCUGUGGUCACCCAUCUUCCUUUUCGCACAUGUUGCAGCACAGUUGAGUGUAUGAGCGGUUGCGUUAGUGUGUUUUUGUGCGGUGGGGUGUGCUGCCUUUUGCUGCUUUGGUGUCUCUCGUGUCGUUCGUCUUAUGCCACGUGCCACCUGUUGUGAGUGUAACACCCGCAAGUGUGUUUUGUAAAGGAGCAUUGUGUUGAAGACCACCCGAAACGACAGUUACUCUUCUCCUUUUGUGUGUGCUCUAUAGAGAAAUAAUGGAGACAGAGCCAGGUAUCGUGUCCCCGUUUAAGCGUGUGUUUCUGAAGGGCGAGAAAGGGAGAGAUAAGAAAGCUCAGGAGAAGUGCACUGAACGACGGGCUCUUCACACCUUUGCGCUCUCUGUCCCCGACCACCGUAUCGACCCAGACAUCCUGCUCAACGAUUACAUCGAGAAAGAGGUCAAGUAUCUGGGGCAGCUGACCUCAGUCCCAGGAUACCUUAAUCCCUCCAGUCGCACUGAGGUUUUGCAGCUGAUUGACAAAGCCAGGAAGUCUCACCAGCUGGCAGGUCAGCUGACAUCGGAACAAGAUGCCGUGGUCAGCCUGUCUGCGUACAACAUCAAGCUGGUGUGGCGUGAUGGAGAGGACAUCAUCCUGAGAGUACCCAUCCAUGACAUCGCUGCCGUUUCCUACAUUCGAGAUGACUCCCUGCACCUGGUGAUUUUGAAGACAGCCCAAGAGCCUGGAGGCUCACCUUGUCCCAGCACAUGUCCGGAGCUGUCGAAGUCACCUACUCUGAGCUCUUUAUCUGAGAGUGGAGCUAUGGAUGUCUGCUGCCUGCUCGUGCUGGCCGUCGAGAACAAGGCAGCCGCAGAGGAGCUCUGUCUGCUCCUCAGUCAGGUCUUCCAGAUAGUCUACACAGAAUCUACUAUCGACUUCCUGGACAGGACUAUCGACUUCCUUGACGGAGCUACAACGCCCACUCGGCACCUCUCCCUCUACAGCGAUGACUCCUCAAGCAAGGAUGUUAAAGAGCCAUUUGAAGGAGGCCCAGGCACAUUCUUGUUUCAGAGCUCAUUAGAGGCAGCAGGGCAUUCUCCGUGUUCAUCGCCAUCAUCCACACCAGCAUCGCCACAGGACAAAACAGCCAGCGAGAGUGAACUAAGCACAACAGCAGCAGAAUUACUCCAGGACUACAUGACAACGUUAAGAACAAAAUUGUCCUCUCAGGAGAUUCAGCAGUUUGCCACACACUUGCAUGAGUACAGAAAUGGUGCCUCCAUCCACGAGUUCUGUAUCAACCUGAGACAGCUCUACGGAGACAGCAGGAAGUUCCUCCUACUCGGCCUUAGGCCCUUCAUCCCAGAGAAGGACAGUCAGCACUUUGAGAACUUCCUUGAAACCAUCGGCGUGAAGGAUGGCCGCGGCAUCAUCACCGACAGCUUUGGCCGCUACAGACGCACAGCCAGUUCAGCUUCUGACUCGACCACCAAUGGCAAUGGGGCAGCAGGAGGGUCAGAUGAAGGAACAGUGUCCUCUGAGGGUGAUGAGUGGGACCGCAUGAUAUCAGACAUCAGCAAUGACAUUGAGGCGUUAGGGUGCAGUAUGGACCAGGACGGUGUGUCACCCUGACGGCAAACCUUUCUCAGUGUGCUUUAGCCAAUCACCACUUGAUAUACUGACUGUUACAUAGUUCACUGGUCCAUGUCACUUUGUCAAAUGAUGCUGGAAUGUCAAUACUAUGCCACCUCAGUUUAAUCCUGGCUCUUAUGUAUUGCUGUGACUACAUUUCAGUCAUUCACCUGGAUGAUGGUGCUUUUUGAGACACUUGAAGUGCAUGUGGACCUUCUGUAACUGUGCGUGGCACAGAUGAUGCUUUCAUGAGAGUUUAUUGGCAGUAUCUGCUAUCGGUCAUGACACAGUAGCUUUAUAGGCUGAUCUGCGACCAGCGUUUAGGUUUCUUUUAUGAAGGCAUUAGAUUGAAACUCCAUUUUAAUUCUCAAGCAUUCACAUUUAAGAUUAAUGCAAAGAUUUUGCGAUACCAUUGGCGUCAAGCGGGGAUACCAGGACUGAUGAGACGCAAAACGAAGUGGAAUAGCUAUAUUUUUAUGAAGCACAUUUGAAAUGAUUCAUGUUAGUCUGUGGAUUGUGAGGUAAGUCAUAUGCAUGGAUUUCACCGGGAAAUCAAGGCAGUCAUUUGGGUACCUUCAGUAUCAAAUGCAGAUUCUUGAAAAGACAGUUCUGUUUUUACAGCAUGAGCAAGGGGAUUACAAAAGAUCAGGGUUUCCGGGGAGGUGUUUUUACUUGCCAAUUUUAGCAGCAGUUUGACAGCUGAUUCUCAACUGCUAGGUUUAUUUUAAGAUUAGUAAACUAAGUGUCUGCCGGAACUGUUAAGUAGAGCCAAGGUGUGUUCUCGGACACAGUUUGAGUUUCACUUAACAGUUGUGUGGAUCAGUGGUUUCCUGUAUAUUGUCACUUAUGACAGUUCUUCUUUUCCAGUUUAGCUUAACUUCCGAUCCAUCAAGUGUGUUUAUUUCUCUCUUUGUAUUAACUGUUUGAUGUGUUAUUCUUAUUUGUAUUGCAUAACUUUUAAACACAUUUUACUAUUAUGUUUUUACAACUAGUGCCGGUUGUAAUUACCCCAUGAUUUGCAAUGCACCAGGUAGAGAAGGUAGCUCUAUAUAUUUGUUGGUUUGGGCUGACAACUUUGGAGUCUUAAGAUAUUUGACAAAGCCGGUUAGCUGGCUGAUGGUGUUCAGUGUUUUGUUACACUGCGAAGCAAAUAUGUCUUGUUAUACAGUAUGUUGUAGCCUUCUUUGAGUUUUUGGUAGCCUGACAUUGUGCCUUGCAGAACAACUGCUUAUUUUAUCAUCCAACAGGGAUGUAAGAAUCAUUCUGUAAUCUGUUCAGAUUGUGACCAAGGAGUUGUAUUAAAUAUUAAGUUUAGUA
This is a messenger RNA of Ictalurus punctatus (channel catfish), 3127 nucleotides long. It is a transcript of the gene ccm2, whose product is annotated as CCM2 scaffold protein. The transcript is spliced from 10 exons. Bases 455 to 1810 code for a protein of 451 amino acids. Gene Ontology annotation, biological process: heart development; vasculogenesis. The record is from RefSeq and is a predicted model, not a curated record. Lineage: Eukaryota; Metazoa; Chordata; Actinopteri; Siluriformes; Ictaluridae.